Messenger RNA from Triplophysa dalaica, 2383 nucleotides. RefSeq names its product claudin 12 (gene cldn12). The coding region runs from base 173 to 1180 and encodes 335 amino acids. The transcript is spliced from 3 exons. The record is from RefSeq and is a predicted model, not a curated record. Gene Ontology annotation, cellular component: plasma membrane. NCBI's taxonomy places the organism in Eukaryota, Metazoa, Chordata, Actinopteri, Cypriniformes, Nemacheilidae.
ACUUCAGUGAGUUUCUGCGCGCUCACGAAGAGUCCUCUCAAGCAACGCACAACAGAUCCGAACAGAAGAUCGUGAGAAUAUGAGACAAUGACCAUUACAUCGCCACAAGAUUCCUGUAGAGCUCACUUUAAAUCAGGAUUUCAUUGAUUCAGACCUGGUCGUGACUUCAGCCAUGUCUUGUCGAGACAUUCACGCCACCAAUGCUUUUGCCUUCAUCAUUGCUCUGUUGUCUGUGGGCUGUUUGACUGUCGCUACACUCAUCCCCCAAUGGAGAACAACACGUCUGCUCACGUUCAACCGUAACGCAAAAAAUGUAACUGUGUUCGACGGCCUGUGGACCAAGUGUGUGCAGCGAGAUGGUUCAUCGGGAUGUUAUUACUUUGAUGCAGACUGGUACAUCAAAGUAGACCAGUUGGACCUCAGACUCCUGCAGUUCUGUUUACCUACUGGUUUGUUCUUUGCAGGCUUGGCUCUUCUGCUUUGCCUUACUGGCAUGUGUAAGACCGCUUGCUGCUCUAAGACUCCAGAGGACAUCAAGAACAGUCGCUGCUUGGUCAACAGUUCAGGCUGUCAUCUGGUGGCUGCAAUGUUUCUCUUUUUAGGCGGGGCCAUCGCAAUGCCCCCCUCCGUCUGGUUUUUGUUCCACACGAAAGACCUCAACGAGCGCUACGAUAACCUGUUCGCAGUGGAGUUUGGAGUCUAUGUGGCCAUCGCCGGUGCUGGUGGACUUAUGUUAGCUGCUCUUCUGAUGUUCAUGUGGUAUUGCAUGUGUAAGAAACUGCCAUCUCCCUUCUGGCUGCCUCUUCCUGAGGUGCCUGUAAUGUCCCACGGCAUCUCAGCGCAGCCUCUUAUGACCAACGGUUUGCCUUCUCCUGUGACUUAUGUACCACAAAGCUUCCCUCCUUCUGCACUGGAUGCCCCCUCCUUUGUCCCAGCACAGGGUUACCCUCAACAUGCAGCCCCACAGCCUCUGCCACCUCAAGUGUAUAUGCCACACAUGUCAGCGCCUGACGGAUAUGGAUCGGAAGUGGGAGGCUCACAAGCAUAUAGCUACGCCCCAUCUCAAAGCUACGCCCCUUCUCAGGGAUACGCCCCAUCACAGAGAUACGCAGGGCACCGCUAUUCUACACGCUCUCAAAUGUCAGGGAUUGAGAUCGACAUUCCCAUCCUUAGAGAGUGAGAAAACAAAGUCGGGGUGUCGACUGAAGCUUCAAUCGAAAAGGUCAACGUUGCAUCAUGUGUAAUUCUACAAAUGAGUAAUUACAUACUAGCUGUGAGAUUUAUGUUGUGAAGUAAACGAAAUUGUGAAAUCGAAGGAAACAACAUUGUUCAUUUGAUUUAGCAGAUGACUUGGUCACAUCACUGAAAAGGUUUAAAAGAGCAAUCAUGUGCCUUCUUCUGAAUGCCUUUAUUUUGCUCCUGAACUUUAGGAUACCACUGAUCUUACUUAUGUUGUGCACUGUUCUAACCUAUUAGUAUGUCUACUGAUUUAAAUCUGCCUACCCACAAAUAUCAGAAAAACACACUACCUACACUGACAGUGUAUAGGUGCCUGUCUUGUGCAUUACUGAUCAUGAAUUUGCCAUAUUUCCAAUAGUCGCAUAUUUUGCAGUUUAUUAAGGCAAUACAUAGGUUGCUUUGUUGUUGUCAUAACCAAAUAUGUUAUUCUACCCAUAUUGUUACAGUAUAGUGUGUGAAAUGAGAAUUAAUAUCUCCUGAUUUUAUUUUUAUCAUGAAAGAUUGGAUGCAUUAAUCUGUAUGGUUUGUUUUCUGUUUAAUAGAUGUACUUCAAAUGAAAGUUUACCAUUACAACUGUUUUCACUAUUUUAUUUUACUAACUAACGAUUUUAUAUUUCACGUAAGAAAUCUGAACACUUGAAUAAUAUGUAUCUGAAUUUAGGUUUUGUCAGGUCUUUAUAUUAAAGUGUUUGAGCACUUUUGCAAUAAUGUAUAAGAUCACCUUACUUUUACUUUGUGACUUAAUUUUACUUGGGAAGAUUAAUCACUGAGAGCCAUCGGAAAGAGAACUGAGACGUUCACACUUUGAACGUCGAAUAUAGCCUCAUAAUGAAGUUCUCUGUGCUUCCUGGUACAAAUGUUUGGAUUGUUACCUUGUAGAGUUGCCAUAGAGGUCACUGAAACAAAAAAUAUUGAACUUAUUCGACUGAAAUGAAGAAUAACAUUAGAAGAACACUAAUAUCUUUACUAAUGAUCUACAAAGUUAAUGUCUUAAAUGAAAUGAGCCCUCUCGCAUUUAAAUAUUUUUACCUGUUAUAAACGGAUCAAAUUCUGUUUUGCCUUAAUCAAAUUCAGUUUUUUUUACAUUAAUGUAUUAGGCAGAUGUCUACGAAUGUCUUUUCAAAUAAAAGUGCUGUUUAUUGAA